AUGCUGUCCGUAAAGUACCACCUCUCUUACUGGGUCAUUUCCGCUGCGGCAGCCGUCGUCUAUCAUGCACUUGUCGCAGCGGUUGGAUGGAAUGAAGCCAACUUUCAAAAGCUCCUGAUUCCCCUGGCAGCUUACACCCUCUACCUCGUGUACACUGGCCCUCGUAUUCGCUCAAAAGCAUGGCACAUCUGCCAUUUUGCUGCUACCGGGUGCCUCAUGGUGUCUUUAGGAGCUAUUGCAGAGUAUUUAUUCAUCCCAGGAGUCAGUGUAACCCCAAUCAAAGGGGCCAUCCAUACCAUUUUGGCUUUUUCAGCCAUUGGCGCCCUUGAGCCUCUCAGGCAGAACCGGAAAGAUAUUGAACCCUGUGGGGCUGUAGGAAGCAUGAUGAUCUCGGGUGCUCGUAUUGAGACGCAGCUGCCGCACAGCUGGAAAUCCGGUCUCAGCUUUCUCUCCACGCAACUUUAUACGAAUGGUAUUUUAUACGUCAUAUCUAGAGUCACCAUGCGUGUUAUUGAUCAGGGCCUUGGAUACACCUAUGGUCCCGAGACUUCCUGUAUGUCCAUCUGGAACGCGCACAAGAGCGUAGAGGUGCCUUUCAGCAGUGUCAUCAUGAUAUUUUUUGUCGUGGGACCUUUGUUAGACGUGUCAGAGACUAUCUUCUACCUCGCUCAUAGGCACAUGUCACCCAAAUGGAUGCCAAAGCCAAGGCAUCUUGUCCGCCCCAACGCCUCCUGGCGUCCAAUGAGCCACGGCACUAUGGGACCAUUUUUUGGAUGGAUGCUUUACCUUGUAUGGAGAUACCGUAGCGGAUUUUCUUCUGGCCGGGAUGCAUUGUCUGCUGGGGGUGAUCUAUAGUCUGUCUGGAUACCAAUAACAAUAGCGCAUUAUUUGUGGCUCCUCAUCCGACGUAUUCGAUAGCAAUUUCUAAUUUAAACAAUUCCUGUUCGAACAUAUUGGAGGAUGUUCCCAAAAUAUGGAGGCAGAGAUAAGUUCAUGUCAAGAAGCCGAGGUAGGUAUUUAUUCAUUUGUAUCGUACAACCUGGCUAUCCUUUCAGACUUGAUUAGGUCUGGGGCUC
Messenger RNA from Ilyonectria robusta, 1076 nucleotides. RefSeq lists its product as uncharacterized. The transcript has 3 exons. NCBI's taxonomy places the organism in Eukaryota, Fungi, Ascomycota, Sordariomycetes, Hypocreales, Nectriaceae. The record is from RefSeq and is a predicted model, not a curated record. Bases 1 to 855 code for a protein of 284 amino acids.